CCAAUAGGGACGACGGCGUGGAGGUGUCGGAAGUGCACCCGCGCAAGGGCGACACGCUGCUGCAUCUGAUGUGCCAGAGCCAGAGCUUCGGCGAGGACAUGGCCCACGUCUUCAAGCGCGUGGCUGCGGUGGCCCCAGCAGGUCUCUUCCUGAAGGUCAACGGCAUGGGCCUCACCUUUCUGCAGUUGGCGGCCUCGUCCCUCAACUUCUGGGUGCUAACAUUCAUGCUGCGCAAUUUCCAGGACCAGGCCCGCGCCCUCGUCUGCAACCCGAGCCAGGCGCCGCUGCGGGGCAUGGCGAGGCUGCUGCCGCAGCCCUCGCGGCCCGCCCUCGGCGCACAGGAGCAUUUCCCGCCUCACUUCCGCGUCGCGGAGAUGCUGCAGCCGGACGACACUGGCGUCGUGCCCUACGCCGACGUGGCCUUCGACGUGGGCCCCGAGGGCGGCGUGGGCCGCUUCCUGGCGCACCGCAUCGUGGUGGUGGCACAGAGCCCGGUGCUCCUGGAGUCGCUCGAGAAGCUGCCGCUGACCGCGCUGCCGCGCGAGAAGAUACGGGCGGCCGUGCUGCGCAUCGACCCGCGCAUCUCCCAGGAGGUGUGGAGGAGCGCGCUGCAGUUCAUGUACACCGGGGUGGUCAGCAUCACCUACGCAGACAACGUGGAGAAGGUUGUCGAGCUGCUGCGCGCGUGCGUGCUCUACCAGCUGCCGCGCCCGCUGCUGGACGCGGCGCAGAGCCGCCUGUACCCGCUGCUGCCCGGCUUCCCGCCGCAGGUGGCGCUCCAGGUCUUCUCCAUCACCUCCGGAUCCGGCGUCUCGGAGGACCCGGACCUGCGGCCCGCACGCGAGGCCUCCGCGCACAUCCUCAUCCCGCCAGCGGGCGAGGGGCGGCUCGGGGACCUGAGACCCCGGGGAGGCCUGCCAGAUCCUGUUGCUCGUGGUGCGCACCAUGGAGCACGCGGUGUUCCACCCCGCGACCACUCCCGGCGCCGAGGGCGGGUCGCCGCCGCAGCAGGCCCAACAGGGCGUCGCGCACGACAUCCUGUCGCAGAGCCUCUCUCAGAGCAUGCGCCUGCCGCAGCCGCCGUGGCAUGCGGGAUCGCCGUGCGGCUCCGGCGCGGGACUGCCGCCGCUGGACGAGGUGAAACCCUACGUGGGCCCGAUGUCCGGGGGCCUCGCCACAUCGCCUGCCAGCGGGUUCUCCGCGCCCGCCGCGACGGCAGCCUUUGGCGCCGCGCUGGCCGGCCCGUUGGGCAGCGGCCAGG
Molecule: messenger RNA, 1261 nt
Organism: Prorocentrum cordatum
Lineage: Eukaryota; Dinophyceae; Prorocentrales; Prorocentraceae
Source: the annotation of a GenBank genome assembly